AUGAUCUUUUCUGCAAGUUGUUUUUCCACUUCAGCAGUAGUAGCAACAACAAAGAGUGCAUUAAUGACAAUCGUCUUGCGAAUUGUAAUCGCCAAACAUUUCGACUUAAUACAAACCAUCACGAAUGCGACCUUCAGAUGGCUCACAAUAAUUCACGAGAUCAACGACAAUGACAACUUAUUAAUUAUAUUUAGUCGUCGUGAGAUUUUAAAGCCAGUGAUCAACUUAAAAAGAUCCAAAUGUGAUGAAAGGCGACAAGAAGAACAAGAAGAUGAAGGGAAGAAGACGUUUUACAUAAUUUUCUUACUUCAUUCAAAUCCAUCUUCAAGAUCAAAACGAGAUGAAUUCAGAUGA
Clunio marinus is the source of this 354-nucleotide messenger RNA. The record is from the annotation of a GenBank genome assembly. NCBI's taxonomy places the organism in Eukaryota, Metazoa, Arthropoda, Insecta, Diptera, Chironomidae.